This is a messenger RNA of Aspergillus saccharolyticus JOP 1030-1, 2199 nucleotides long. Its product is annotated as F-box domain protein. The record is from RefSeq and is a predicted model, not a curated record. Gene Ontology annotation, biological process: SCF-dependent proteasomal ubiquitin-dependent protein catabolic process. Gene Ontology annotation, molecular function: protein binding. The transcript has a single exon. Lineage: Eukaryota; Fungi; Ascomycota; Eurotiomycetes; Eurotiales; Aspergillaceae. Gene Ontology annotation, cellular component: SCF ubiquitin ligase complex. The coding region runs from base 1 to 2199 and encodes 732 amino acids.
AUGGCUACCGCAUCUUCCGACGACAUCAGGUCGACCACUGAGAGUCCUUCACCUUCGAGUCCGGCUUCGUCGACCGGUCAAAUUCCUUUGGAACAGCCCCCGAAACUCAAGGGUCGUCACAAAUUGCUCCAGAAUCUCCAACGUAUCUCGUCCAGUCCGAGUCUCACCAGGCGCGGCCGAUCCGCUUCCACAGGGUAUCGCCGCGAGGGAAAAGCUUCCCUGUCCUGCAUCUCGCUUUCGCAAACAGUCUACUCCCCCUGCUUGGGCAAUGGGAGCUCAUCGCAGCUAUACGGGGGACUCAAUGCGCAGUCUGUGACUCCUGGGGCCACUGCCCCUCAGACCGAUUACUUCGAAGGCGCCGCUCGCAUCCGGGUGGUUCCCUCUGAGUCCCCCAAUGCUUCCGGGUCGAAGACAAUUCCUUUGCCUCAGGACCUGCGACCGGUUUCUCGUGGACUGGCAAUCAGUAUGGCCGACGUCACGACUGAGGCUACCACUGCGCUGCCACCACCCAAACCGAAGGUCUUCGAUUUCUGGGGAAACUUGCCGGACGAACUCAAGAUGCAUAUCUUUAGGUACCUCACACCAAGAGAGAUUGUUCGCUUAUCCGCCGUCUCCAAAGCUUGGAAUGCAAUGUGCUACGAUGGGCAGCUCUGGAGUGAAGUCGAUACGACGGAGUAUUACCGCGACAUUCCUAGUGAGGGUCUCGUGAAACUGAUGACUUCUGGUGGUCCCUUUGUUCGAGACCUCAACCUACGGGGUUGUGUUCAACUCAAGGAUACAUGGCGCACAGAGGGCGAAAGAAUCACCGACUUGUGUCGGAACGUGGUCAACUUCUCUCUGGAAGGGUGUCGUGUGGACAAAUCCACGAUCCACUACUUCUUAUUGCGGAACCCCCGCCUUGAAUACAUCAACCUAUCGGGACUGCUCACCGUCACUAACUCCGCCAUGAAGAUCAUUGCCCAAUCCUGUCCACAGCUGGAGAUUCUGAACGUUUCUUGGUGUACUAGCGUCGAUACAUCUGGCUUGAAGAAAGUGGUGGUCGCUUGCCCGAAGCUGAGAGAUCUACGAGCUAGCGAGAUCCGUGGCUUUCACGAUAUCGAUUUCGCUGCGGAGUUGUUUGAGCGAAACACCUUGGACCGCCUGAUCAUUAGCCGAACGGACAUUACCGAUGAGAGCUUGAAGGUCUUGAUGCAUGGCAUCGACCCGGACAUCGACGUGCUUUUGGAUCGGCCGAUCGUCCCUCCGCGACGGCUCAAGCAUUUGGACAUUCACCAAUGUCCUGAACUCACCGAUCGUGGUGUGAAGAGUCUUGCCUGGAACGUGCCUCACCUGCAAGGGCUGCAGCUCUCCCACUGCUCCGACCUCACCGAUGAGUCCGUCAUCCCCAUUAUCCAGACCACCCCUCGUCUCACACACCUUGAACUCGAAGAGUUGACCCGGCUCUCCAAUCAAACGCUUAUCGAGCUUGCCAAGUCACCAUGCGCUCCUCGCCUGGAACACCUUAACAUAAGUUACUGUGAGCUUCUUGGAGACCAAGGAACUCUGCCGAUAAUGAAGAGUUGUCUUUCUCUUCGCUCUGUUGAGAUGGACAACACACGAGUGUCUGAUCUAACUCUGAUGGAAGCCAGUCUUCGCGUACGCAAGAGGGGCUAUGGCGAGAAUCUGCCUCAGAUUGGUCUGCGGUUAGUCGUAUUCGAUUGCGGCAAUGUGACUUGGGCCGGUGUCAAAGAGGUACUCUCGAGCAAUGCUUUUAUCCCACGGUCUCGUAAACCCCCUCAGACCGUCUCAGUGGUGGCACAGACGGUGGAACAAGGCCAGGUGCCGGGAUCCCCAGCCAUGAUCACAUCUUCCAUCACGCCCCCGCCCCCACCUCCUGUAUAUCCGAAUGAGAUCAUCCACCUCAAGUGUUUCUAUGGCUGGCAGAUGACCGUGAAUGAGCACAACAAGCGAGUUCUCCGCGGUGAUCUCGCAGCAGCGACUCGGCUCGAUCGCAAAUGGGCCGACUACAUGAUGGCGACUGAGGAGGCGGGUACCACUGGCUCCGGCAUGCGCAGGCGACGACGCCGAGCUCGCGAGGCGGAAAGAAUUUACAAUGAAGUCGACGAAGAGGCUGCUGCGUAUGGAACUGGAGACAUCUCCGCCCUGGGAGCAGGACGUCGUCGCCAUACAGAGAGCAAUACUGGCUGCACAGUCAUGUGA